Molecule: messenger RNA, 1241 nt
Organism: Oreochromis aureus
Lineage: Eukaryota; Metazoa; Chordata; Actinopteri; Cichliformes; Cichlidae
Product: C-X-C chemokine receptor type 3-like
Exons: 3
Coding region: 104-1210 (368 amino acids)
Biological process (GO): G protein-coupled receptor signaling pathway; chemotaxis; immune response
Cellular component (GO): membrane
Molecular function (GO): C-X-C chemokine receptor activity
Source: RefSeq, a predicted model, not a curated record
CUUCAGUGGUAAUAGAUGCCUUUAUCGGUGCUGCUGGAAGUAGAGGUAUUUUUCACUGAGCAUAUUUCUCUGAUCUAAAAUAUCAACGACUUCUGCUUUGAAGAUGGAAGAUGAAAAGAUUACAGUGACAGAGGAGGACUUGUUUGAUUUAUUUGAAAACUUUUCAGACUGGAACAGCUCUUAUGAAGGGGGUGAUAUUUAUGACCUGACUAAGGUUGUGAAUUUUGAAGCUGUGUUCAUACCAGUUCUGUACUCUGUGGUGUUUGUUGUUGGUCUGCUUGGGAAUGGAUUGCUGUUGGGAAUACUGGCUCGGAGUAGGAAGACCUGGAGUGUGACAGAUAUUUUCAUCCUCCACCUGGGAGUGGCAGAUAUCCUGAUGCUGGUGACGCUGCCCAUCUGGGCUGCACAGUAUGCCCAAAGUGAUGGAUGGACAUUUGGUACUCCCCUUUGCAAGAUCAUUGGAAGUGUUUUUACAAUUAACUUCUACAGUGGGAUCCUUCUCCUGGCCUGCAUCAGUCUGGACCGCUACCUGUCCAUCGUCCAUGCUACACAGAUGUACUCAAGGAAGAAGCCUUGGGUUGCUCAGGCCAGCUGCCUGAUGGUGUGGUUCUUUUCCCUGCUUCUCUCCAUCACUGACUGGAUCUUUUUAGAAGAAAUGUUCAAUGAUAGACAAGACAGGAGAGAGUGUAUUCACAACUAUCGUAAAUUUGAUGUGGACUCAGAAGAUUCUUGGAGGUUGGCAUCACGCAUGAUUUAUCUCAUAAUGAGCUUUGCACUUCCUUCAGCCAGCAUGAUAUUUUGCUAUGCCCGCAUCCUGGAUCAGCUCAGGUAUGGAGCCCAGAGCCUUCAAAAGCAGAGAGCUUUUAAAGUUAUUGUGGCUGUGGUGGUGGUUUUCUUUAUUUGCUGGACGCCAUACAACAUUACGAUUUUGGUGGAUACAAUAAAUUGCUCCAAUAAUAAUGUGACUUGUUCUGUCACAAAAUCUGUGGCGAAAGCUGAGACAGUGACCAAGUGUGUGUGUUUCAUUCACUGCUCCCUCAAUCCCAUCCUGUAUGCUUUUGUGGGUGUGAAGUUCCGCCGUCAGCUCAUGAGCAUCCUCAGGUCUCUGGGCUGCAAAGUGGCAAGUGCAAAAAUCCAGUCUUUUGUCAGCAACAGGAGAAGCUCCAUGUGGUCCGAGUCUGCCGACACCUCCCACUCCCUUGCUAUCUGAGAAAGACAAAAACAACAAAUCUGAUCAAGCU